Olea europaea var. sylvestris is the source of this 2554-nucleotide messenger RNA. RefSeq names its product scarecrow-like protein 1. NCBI's taxonomy places the organism in Eukaryota, Viridiplantae, Streptophyta, Magnoliopsida, Lamiales, Oleaceae. Gene Ontology annotation, biological process: regulation of DNA-templated transcription. Bases 610 to 2304 code for a protein of 564 amino acids. Gene Ontology annotation, cellular component: nucleus. Gene Ontology annotation, molecular function: sequence-specific DNA binding; DNA-binding transcription factor activity. The record is from RefSeq and is a predicted model, not a curated record. The transcript has 2 exons.
AUAUCUAGAAGAUGGACUUUUCUUGGAAUGUUCUUUUUCUUCUAGUCUUGGAAAUUUGAUCAGUUCAUAUUAUUUAUUUAGCCCUUUUUUUCUCCUGGAAUUUUUCAGUUCAAUCUCCUGGAAUUUUUUGGAUUCUUGUUUGUUAUUUACAGGGUUACUUUCCUCUGGACUUUGAGUUGUUUUAUUAUGUUUGAUUGUUGCUUCUGCACCAAACCAAACCUUACAAUCUGCAAUUUUUUAGUCUCAAAAUGAUGUAAUAAAAGGAUAUACACUUGGUUUACCUUUGUUAUAGUCAAAACUCAAAACCCAUAAUUUUCCAUUUCAAAAGUUCAUAUAUAUCUGUUCUUCUAUGGAAUUUUGCAGAUUAUUUUUGUUGAUUUGAUCCAUACUGGCUCAUCUUGAUUUUCCUUUUCUCUUGGGGUUUCAAAGGAAUUCAACUACGCCAGCUAUAUACUGCGUAUCUUGGUUUAUUGUUGUUCGGGGGAAGAUUUAGCCCCUGUUGACACAAGUAUAAGAGUCUGUCGUUGAUACUUGAUCCAAGACGGGAUAAAUCUUUGAAUGAUACAAGAACCUUCUUUUCCCUCCAUAACUGAGAAUUAAAAGUGAACCAUGUCUUUAGUCAGACCUGCUGCAUUAUUUGGAAAUCAUGAACUUAUUUCACUGAGGGACGACAAUGAUUCCUCUGGCUUAUCGACAUCUAUAUUUAACUCAGAUAAUCACGAAUUAAUUUAUACCACUGAAUCUUGCAGCAGUGAGAGCUACAAUCCAAAGUAUUUCCUCGACUCCCCAUCAGAAGAACUUGUACACACAUCUGACUCUGAUGUCCUGAGAAAUGCAUUUUACCCAUCACAUUCCUCCUCUUUCGUGGCUUCGGGACAUGAUACAUAUAAUUUCAAUUACGAAUCAGAAUACUUAAGCGGUCCAAGUCUGGAUGCUAUAGACUAUGAUGAAGAUAAGAUGAGGUUAAAAGUUCAAGAACUCGAGAGGGCACUUCUUGAUGACAACGCUUUCAAUGGUGAUGAUGAUGAUGCUUUUGCUACUGAUCGUAGUAUGGAAAUAGACGGUGAAUGGUCAGGCCAGACCCUUAACGGAGUGCUUCAUGAAUCACCCAAAGAAUCCUCGUCAUCAGAUUCGAUUCUUAGUAGCAUAAGCAGCAGUAAGGAAUUAUCAAUUGCUACAUUGCUAACUCCAAAGCGCUUACUUUUUGAAUGUGCUGCUGCCAUCCAAGGUGGGAAAUUUGAGGAAGCAUCAUUGAUGAUCAAUGAUCUCAGGCAGAAGGUCUCAAUCCAGGGAGAUCCGUCUGAAAGGAUUGCAGCCUAUAUGGUAGAAGCACUGACAGCCCGGCUUGCUACCUCUGGGAAGGGUCUUUAUAAAGCUCUAAAAUGCAAAGAACCCCCAUCUUCUCUUCGACUUUCUGCAAUGCAAGUCCUCUUUGAGGGUUGCCCGUGCUUCAGAUUUGGAUUCACGGCAGCAAAUGGUGCAAUUUUAGAGGCAUUUAAAGAUGAAAAGAGAGUGCAUAUCAUAGAUUUUGACAUUAACCAAGGAAGUCAGUAUUACACAUUGCUGCAAACAAUGGCUAAAAUUCCCGGUAGUCGACCACACGUUAGACUAACUGGAGUGGAUGACCCUGAAUCAGUUCAACGUUCUGUAGGAGGCCUAAGAGUCAUUGGGCGACGACUCGAGCAACUUGCAGAAGAUCUUCAGGUUUCAUUUGAGUUUCAAGCUGUGGCUGCUCAAACUGCUUUAGUUUCUCCAUCAAUGCUCAACUGCCAACCCGGUGAAGCUCUCAUCGUGAACUUUGCAUUCCAGCUUCACCACAUGCCGGACGAGAGUGUGUCGACAGUAAACCUACGGGAUCAGCUUCUCCGGAUGGUCAAAGGCUUGAAUCCAAAACUAGUUACUGUCGUUGAACAGGACGUGAAUACGAACACUACCCCAUUCUUACCAAGAUUUGCUGAAGCCUACAAUUACUACUCUGCUGUGUUUAAAUCUCUUGAUGCAACUCUCCCACGGAAUAGUGAGGACCGAAUGAAUGUAGAAAAACAUUGUCUGGCACGUGAUAUCGUUAACAUUGUUGCAUGUGAGGGGGAAGAAAGGAUAGAGAGGUACGAGGUUGCUGGAAAAUGGAGAGCAAGGAUGAGUAUGGCUGGUUUCACUUCUUGCCCAAUUAGUCAAAAUGUGAGCAUUGAAAUUCGGAAGGUCAUAAAGGAGUAUUCGGACAGAUUCAAGUUGAAAGAGGAGACGGGGGCACUCCACUUCGGAUGGGAAGACAAAAUCUUGAUAGUCACUUCUGCGUGGAGGUAAAGUACUCAUAAUUUGGUUGAACGAAGAAAGAGACUUGGUGCAGUAAGAUUGUUUUUGAGUCGUAUGUGACUUUUUAACUCUCUUUUUCAGGUAGUUAGAUUACAGACAAGUAAUGUACGAUCGAAUUUGAAACUUUAAAUUUUUAUGCUAAUGUACCCAGUUUAACAAUAUUUAGAUAUGUAACUGUAAACUUCUAUGCACGACUUUUUUAAGCGGAUAUAUGUACCUUAUAAUUGCUUGUCUUCUCUUC